ACGUGGUCCUUAAACAUCACUCUCUAACUUUAAUUUUCCUCUUCUUUUCUCACAAAAUUCCCACUUCAUAUCUUCAUCUUCAUCCUUUGUUCUUCUUCUUUUCUUCAAUUCCUCUUCCACUUUAGUUUUUACUAUGGAAACAGCUGGUCAUCAUAAUAUCUCUACUAGUGAGGAUGAUUAUAAGAAGAAGAAAGGCAGUUGUAAUAAUAAUAUUACAACAAAUAAUAACCAUAUUAAGAAAGGGUCAUUAAAUAAUGGAGGGUCAAGUACUAAUCAAAGGUGUUGUCAAGCUGAGAAGUGCAGUGCUGAUUUAAGUGAUGCUAAGCAGUACCAUAGGAGGCAUAAAGUCUGUGAAUACCAUGCAAAGGCUCAAGUCGUCGUCGUCGCCGGACUCCGGCAACGCUUCUGUCAACAAUGCAGCCGAUUUCAUGAGCUGACGGAAUUUGAUGAAUCAAAAAGAAGUUGCCGAAGGCGUUUGGCUGGACACAACGAAAGGCGAAGAAAGAUCAGCUCUUCAUCAUCUGCAGCAGAGUCUCAAAUUGCAGAAAGUUCAAGUAGAAAAGGGACAGUGCAACUCAAUAAUAAGGACAUUAACAUGAUGUGUGGUCAAGUAAAUGAAAAGGGAAGAAUUCAGAUUUCAAUCCAAGAAAAUUCCACUUUCAAAAAUUUCCACCCCCGUUGAAGAAAUGCCUGCAUAUUAAUUAAUUGCUCUCUCUCUUCUGUCAUUCUCUCCAAGUUCUAUUCCUGAAAUAAUCAUCACUCACACGGCCAUUAGUACUCCUGGCUUUAUCUGCACUAGAAACAGACUAUCAAUUAUUAUGAUGAUGUAUUAAAUAAGAAAAAGCCAAGAUCAUAUGCUUGUGGAGUAGUUGGGUAGCCGAGUACAUAAAACAUCUUGUAUUUAUGCAGGGAGUUGUUUACAUAUACCUCUUGAGCUACCAUCCCUGGCUUUAGAUUGA
This is a messenger RNA of Nicotiana tabacum (common tobacco), 959 nucleotides long. Its product is annotated as squamosa promoter-binding-like protein 4. The record is from RefSeq and is a predicted model, not a curated record. Gene Ontology annotation, molecular function: DNA binding. NCBI's taxonomy places the organism in Eukaryota, Viridiplantae, Streptophyta, Magnoliopsida, Solanales, Solanaceae. Gene Ontology annotation, cellular component: nucleus.